UACCAAACGGUCGUUUCACGGAUCCGAAAUCGCGUCGAACUUUNAUCUGCGUAAGGAAGCUGCUGAAAUACAAAAUGAGAAUUUGAACGAUAUCAGUAUGGAAUUGUGGCGUAAAGCUCUUCAAGAGGAGGCUGACAAAUACAUCGAAAGUCAUUAUCAAGAAACGGGAACGGCUACAGUCUUUGUCAAUAACGGUGUAUUUGUGCUGUGUAUUGAAAGUCAUCGCUAUCAACCAAAGAAUUUCUGGUGA
Molecule: messenger RNA, 250 nt
Organism: Anisakis simplex (herring worm)
Lineage: Eukaryota; Metazoa; Nematoda; Chromadorea; Rhabditida; Anisakidae
Source: the annotation of a GenBank genome assembly